Penicillium vulpinum is the source of this 366-nucleotide messenger RNA. RefSeq names its product rhodopsin family protein. Bases 1 to 366 code for a protein of 121 amino acids. NCBI's taxonomy places the organism in Eukaryota, Fungi, Ascomycota, Eurotiomycetes, Eurotiales, Aspergillaceae. The record is from RefSeq and is a predicted model, not a curated record. The transcript has 7 exons.
AUGGCUUUCUGUAUUACAUUUGGCACGCAUGAGUUCUCGUCUAGGCUUGAGGGCUACGAGCAUGUUCGCGCAUACUGUUACAACUGCCAACAUUGGAAUGGGCACUGUGUCACCCGAUGGCCGUUUUUCACGGUUUGCUUUAUUCCAUUGAUUCCUCUCGCUUUCCACAAGUACAAGGAGGUCCAAUGCUACACAUGCCGUUUCACCCAAGACCUACGUGACCGGCCUGACAUCACGCCUGAUACACGACCUCCAGCAGGUAUGCAAUAUGGCAUCCAGCCGCCUCCCCAAGUCCAAGGAGGCUGGCAGCAACAGCCCCCUCUACAGCCUCCGCCUCAAGCGCAAGGUGGACUUGGAUACAAAUGA